CUUGGGACCUUGUCCUCGUCUACUCCAUCCGCAGCCGGUCCUCACUCCUCUGUCCUCUGCUCCCGCUCCUCCAGUCCUCCUCAAAAGGCUCUCUCAAAAAAGAGUCUUUUUUCCACCGCUGGGAGUAGUUGGCCUUGGAACCGAGCGAGCGAAGCGAGGGAGCAAGAUUUGACUGCUGGCGAGAACAAGUGAGAGGAGCUAGCUCCCAGCAAAGCUCCGUGCCCCCGCGUGCGUCAUGGACUCCUUCAGCCUCCUCAAGUACCUGCACGGCGGCGUGGCCGCCGGCGCCCAGCGCGCGCCCGCGGCCUCCACGACCAUCGCCGCGUCGGCGUGCGAGAACGGCGACGGCGACGGCGACGACGACGCCGCCUCCUUCUUCGACCUGGAGUUCGCGGUGCCCGGCGACGAGAGCGCCGCGUCCGACGCCGAGGAGGAGCGGGUGGAGUUCAACUUCGCCGUGGCGCCCGGUGCCGCCGACACGGUGGCCGUGGCCGUGGACGCGCCGGCCGCGGAGGCGGAAGCCGAGUCCGAGGCCGACGCCGAAGCCCCGCCGCCGGCGCCGCUGCUCCGCCCGGCCACCAGGUUCCGCGUCCUGCUGCUCAAGCUGAGGAAGCCCAAGGCCCCGCCGGCGGAUGGGGCCGGGGCCGGGUCCGCGCAGGCGCCGCCGAGGCAGCCGGCCGUGGCGAGCCGGUUCCUGGUGAAGUUCCGCGUGGAGGACGCGCCGCUUGCGUCGCUCUUCACGCGCGACAACAGCUCGCGCACUUCGGACGCCGGCGUGGACCGGCGGGCUCCGGCGGCGGCGGCGGCGGUGGAGGCCCAGCAGCAGGAGGAAGAGGAGGCGUCGGCGUCGGCGUCGGUCACGGCGGAGGAGCGGCGGUUCGCCAAGGAAGUGGUGCUGCGGUACCUGAGCAGCAAGAUCAAGCCGCUGUACGUGAAGGUGUCCCGGCGGUACGGCGAGCGGCUGCGGCUCGGCGGCGCGGCGAGCGAGGGCGAGGAGACGGACGCGGAGCCCGACCCGUCCCCGGCGCCGCCGUCCCAGGCUCCUUCGUCGUCGGCCCCGGCCCCGGCGCCGGCGCCGCAGCCGGUGGUGGUUGCCUGCGGCGUGCGCGCGCCCCGCGCCGGCGUGCCCGCGGGGCUGAGGCAGGUGUGCAAGCGGCUCGGGAAGAGCCGGUCGGCGUCGUCCGCGGUGGCCGCGGCGCCGUCUCCCGCGGCGGCGGCUGCUCUGACGGGCCCGCAGGCGCAGCGGCGGGACGACUCGCUGCUGCAGGUGCAGGACGGCAUCCAGAGCGCCAUCGCGCACUGCAAGCGCUCCUUCAACGCGUCCAAAGAACCUCGGUCCAUGACGGCGACGACGGGCGGCGCCGGGGAAGGCGCGUGAGGCGGUCCCGUACGUGGCGCCAUGACGGGAAAGGCGUGACGCGGACUGUGGUGGUGUUGUCAGCGUACGUAGAUGGUGGUAGUCGGCUAUCCGUUAAUAAAGAUAAAAUAUUAGUACUAGUAAGGUUUGGACCGGAAGAAAGGUUUGUCUUUAGCGCCGCGCUGUGGGCUGUCUACUUGGAUCAUCAUAGUUUUUGUCUGUCUGUCCGUUCCGGUGCCGGUUCUGUGGUGCUUGUGUGCUGUGCUGUGUAGCAGUGGCCACUGAGGCACUGACUGACUGGCCAGUGGUAAACGUGCUCCUCCUAUAUAUUAUAUUAUUAUUAUAUAUGUAAAAUAUUGCUAA
This is a messenger RNA of Zea mays, 1720 nucleotides long. RefSeq names its product probable membrane-associated kinase regulator 2. The record is from RefSeq and is a predicted model, not a curated record. NCBI's taxonomy places the organism in Eukaryota, Viridiplantae, Streptophyta, Magnoliopsida, Poales, Poaceae. The transcript is spliced from 2 exons. Gene Ontology annotation, cellular component: plasma membrane. Bases 236 to 1378 code for a protein of 380 amino acids.